CCCGCAAGUUGGCGACAAUGUGGUGUUCUUUAUUCAUUGGUAGGUUGGAAAUGCGGAAUCUGCUCAUUUUAUGUCAGAUGUCAAAGUGUCUUUUCAAAUUUUCUUAUCAAAAAGAUACUCUUUGAAAAACUAGGUGCAUUUUCUAAGGAAUUUUCUAUUUCACCUCCCUUUAAAAUCCUCUAACGAAAACAAACCGUAACACGCAAUAUGGCGUCUAAAGUAACAUUCAAAAUUACUCUUACAUCGGAUCCUAAGCUCCCUUAUAAAGUAUGCGCCCAACUGUAACGAUCGAGAAAUGACGACUUACGAAAGUAUAUCGACAGACAUAACAAAUCUUUUCGCCUCAUUCGAUAAAUACGUUAAUAUGUACGAGACGAACACAUGGUUAAAUAGUGUGAGCAUUGAAGAGUUAAAAAAUGGCUUUAAGCUAGGAAAAUUGAUUGAAGAUAGUGUGCGUAAUCUUCAAUUGAAGCAGUGUACGAACACAUUUUUCUCAGUGUUAAACGCAUGGUGGAAACAGAAAUCACGAACUAAAGUUUACAGUGUAGAUUUCUUUUUAAAAGCCUGUGAUAAUCUGUUGACGAAAUUUUUUCAAAAAAACAUUCCGAUACAAACUUUAGAUAACGCGAUCCGUAUGUACACGUCCUUGUUUCCACGAGAACGGUUUGAAAAGGUGAUCAGUAGAUUAAUACUCAUGUCAGCCUCCCACACCCAAAUUAUCGAUUACACAAUCGCCAACAAAGAUAAUAUUGACAUUCAAUUCCUUCAGUGUCGUCUUCUCUUAACGAAUUGGCUGCAGGAGUGCGAAUGUGGACGAAUAGAGAAUGUUAAAGGAGUUAUUUCGAAUAUGUUUUUAAGCUAUAAAUUACAAUCGACCCUGCCGUUACUCGUAACAAUUUUAACUGUAAAUAUUGAAAAUGAAGCGCCCGUUACAAAUAUCAUUUUAGAAAACUUGUACAUGAAAAUGGAAGAUCGUAGUGUAUUAAGCAAACAGUUUUGGUUAAGCCUGUUUCGGUACGUUGAUAGACAAAGGUUAUCAAAAGUUUGUCUUAGGUACAACGAAUUUUUAAUUAAAUUAUUCGAUUUUAUUAUAUACAUCGGCUGUAUGAUGAAUUAUAUACCGCAUAAUUCCGAAAUGAAGUGGAUGGGUGAUCCCGAAACGUCAAUAUGUCCUAAUUUAAUGUAUGAAGAUUUAGUGAAAGUUGUAAAGUUUUUAUAUCGCGAUCAUUUAGAUUUAGGAAGAUAUAUUGAUUUACGUAUAGCGGAAGCGAAAAAGGGGCUGAAUGUGAAACUUUGGAAUCAACUCAUGUCUGAUAUUGUUGUGUGAGUAAAUGAUUUUCGU
This is a messenger RNA of Photinus pyralis (common eastern firefly), 1342 nucleotides long. RefSeq names its product ubiquitin-fold modifier 1 (gene Ufm1). Gene Ontology annotation, biological process: protein K69-linked ufmylation. NCBI's taxonomy places the organism in Eukaryota, Metazoa, Arthropoda, Insecta, Coleoptera, Lampyridae. Bases 296 to 1327 code for a protein of 343 amino acids. Gene Ontology annotation, cellular component: nucleus; cytoplasm. The transcript has 3 exons. The record is from RefSeq and is a predicted model, not a curated record.